GGGGCGGAGCCUAGCAGCCGGGCGGUGAUUGGGCUCAUUGAGGCGCCGUCUCCAUGGCGACAGGGGGACGCCGCCGGGCCUACAAGAGCCCCUCAGCGCAGGCGCAGUCCUGCUUCCGGAGCAGGCGAACGCUGCCCUGAUGGCGAAUUACAAGGCCGCCGACUCGAAGCGGGAGCAGUUCCGCCGCUACCUGGAGAAGUCGGGCGUGAUGGACAGCCUCACCAAAGUGCUGGUAGCCCUGUAUGAGGAGCCCGAGAAGCCCAACUGUGCCCUGGACUUCCUCAAGCACCACUUGGGUGCCACGGCCCCGGAGAACCCAGAAGUGGAAGCCCUUCGCCUGGAAGUGGCGGAGCUGAAGGAGAAGUACGAGGUCGUCCUGGAGGAGAACCGGAAACUCAAGGCCAAGCUGGCGCAGUAUGAACCACCUCCAGAGGAGAAGCAACAACAGCAGCAGCAGCAGUAGGAAUGGGGGGACUCUUCCUAUGGUUUGCAAUAAAAACAGACAGGCAAGCAGGCA
Messenger RNA from Anolis carolinensis (green anole), 517 nucleotides. It is a transcript of the gene mycbp, whose product is annotated as MYC binding protein. The transcript has 5 exons. The record is from RefSeq and is a predicted model, not a curated record. The coding region runs from base 140 to 463 and encodes 107 amino acids. Gene Ontology annotation, biological process: regulation of DNA-templated transcription. Lineage: Eukaryota; Metazoa; Chordata; Lepidosauria; Squamata; Anolidae. Gene Ontology annotation, cellular component: nucleus. Gene Ontology annotation, molecular function: transcription coactivator activity.